UCUCCAGAAAGUUCCAAAACACUAAUUUCCUCAAUCCGUCUCUAGAACCUUCUUACUCCACCCACCCCUUAAAUUAAAUCAUCCCAUUCUUCUUAAAUCCCUCAACUAAACUAAGAGUAACUAACUACACCCGUUUCUAAAAUUGAGUCUCACACACAAGCUUUCUUUAUGAAGGGAAUUUUAGUGAAAGAAGAAGAAACACUAGCAUAUACAAAUGCUGGUUCAUCAACAAGUUCAUCUUCCUCCUCCAAUUCAAAUCUUCAACCAAAACCAAUGGAAGGGUUACACGAAACAGGUCCGCCUCCAUUUCUCACCAAAACCUUUGAUGUCGUUGAAGAUCCUUCCACCGAUGGAAUCGUUUCGUGGAGCAGAGCGCGUAAUAGCUUCGUCGUUUGGGACCUCAAUAAAUUCUCCACUGCGAUUUUGCCUCGGUACUUCAAACAUAGCAAUUUCUCUAGCUUCGUUCGUCAACUCAAUACCUAUGGUUUUAGAAAAGUUGAUCCGGAUCGAUGGGAAUUUGCGAAUGAAGGGUUUUUAGCUGGACAGAGAAACUUGUUGAAAACGAUCAAGAGAAGAAGAAAUGUAGCACAGUCGCCGUCUAUGCAGCGUGAAAGCGGCGGUGCUUGUAUCGAAUUAGGAGAGUUUGGUCUUGAAGGUGAGAUUGAGAGGUUGAGGAGAGACAGGUCUGUUUUAGUGGCUGAAAUUGUGAAACUGAGGCAGCAGCAGAAUAAUUCAAGGGAUCAGUUAUCUGCUAUGGAAGCUAGGCUGUUGGUUACUGAGAAGAAACAUCAACAGAUGAUGGCUUUUCUUGCAAAAGCACUUAGUAAUCAAUCUUUUAUUCAGCAAUUGGCGAAUAAGAAAGAGUUGAAAGGUGUUGAAAUGAAGCGGAAGAGGAGGCUCGCUGCUAGUUCAAGUUUGGAGAAUUUGCAGAAUGAUUCUGUGACGAUGAUGACAGUGCCGAUUGAAUCUGUGGUGGAUUAUUCUAGUCGAGAACAACAAGAGGGUUUGACUGCUAUUGAGUCUGAGAUAGAGACAUUGUUAAGUGCUUAUGAUAAUGAGUCGAAGAGUGAAAUCAAAGACUAUGCAUCAUUGAGUUCAGUUCCGAGUGCUAAUGAGAGUAAUUUGGGUGAUUGGGAGGAUUUACUGAACCAAGAGUUGGUUGGUGGGAAUCCAGAGGAUGAAGUUCUGAUUGGUGAGUUCUCACAAAUUGAUGCGCCGGUUGAGGAUUUGGUAGAAAAGAAUGAUGAUUGGACUGUGGAUUUGCAGAACCUUGUUGAUCGAAUGGAUUUUGAACCUUAAUCAAAAUGGUUGUAGAAUUUUGAUCUUUGUUUUUUUGUCACUUCACUUGCACCUUGCUGCAGGGAAGAUUGUAGAUGCAGAGCCAGCCAAAAGAUGUGUAUCCUUUAUUGAACAACAGUAUAAGCCUGUACUAAAAGUGAAGCAAAUAUUCAAGAUUAUGAUGGAAUGGGAAAAGUAGUGGCCUACAAAUUACUGGAUUGUCAAAUGUUCAUUGUUCAAGGAGGGUUUAUAGCUUUUUUUUAGCAACACUUCAAUUGUUCUUUGACAAUUUCAAAAUAGAUGGAUUAAUUGUGCACCAUUAAAAGUUUAAGAUUCUGCAUUUUUCAGAUAAAUAGACAGAGUAACAUGUUGAUGGGUUGGUUAAUGUUGGUUUUCUUGGGACUGAAUUUACAUGAUGUACUUAUAAGUGAAAAUGCAUUGAAGUCGAGUUUAUGUGUGAUAAGUUUAAUUGUUUUUUUUAGAUAUUUUUUAAUUUAUUAGGACUGCCUUUGUUUUUGUUUAGUUUCCUUGAUGCUCCUUUUCUUUCUUCUCUACAGUUAUUUGAAUUUUUCUGAUGAUAUUUUUAAAAAGAUAUUUAUUGGAUUAUAUUGUUUGUGGUGGUUGUGUUGAUGACUCAACAUAAUUGAUAUGAUAAGAUAUACAAUAUGAUGAAUUUGCAGU
Messenger RNA from Vicia villosa (hairy vetch), 1959 nucleotides. Its product is annotated as heat stress transcription factor A-2-like. The record is from RefSeq and is a predicted model, not a curated record. Gene Ontology annotation, molecular function: DNA-binding transcription factor activity; RNA polymerase II cis-regulatory region sequence-specific DNA binding. Bases 169 to 1299 code for a protein of 376 amino acids. NCBI's taxonomy places the organism in Eukaryota, Viridiplantae, Streptophyta, Magnoliopsida, Fabales, Fabaceae. Gene Ontology annotation, biological process: regulation of transcription by RNA polymerase II. The transcript is spliced from 4 exons. Gene Ontology annotation, cellular component: nucleus.